Cyprinodon variegatus (sheepshead minnow) is the source of this 1075-nucleotide messenger RNA. RefSeq lists its product as uncharacterized. The record is from RefSeq and is a predicted model, not a curated record. The transcript has 10 exons. The coding region runs from base 18 to 695 and encodes 225 amino acids. NCBI's taxonomy places the organism in Eukaryota, Metazoa, Chordata, Actinopteri, Cyprinodontiformes, Cyprinodontidae.
GGGAAAACCAGGGGAAAAUGAAGUGUUUCAUGUUUUGUCUGAUACUGCUACUAUUUGCAGUCAUAGGAGUACAAGGCCAAAUGAGAGCUCCAAGACGACACGUGUUGAUCUUUCUCAAUGAGGCACUUGGGGCAACAACUGAAAGAGCAACACCUGCCAAAGUCACAGCAAAGAGAAACCCAGUUGAUAGACCAGUGAGAGACCAAGAUUCAGAUGAUUUGUCUGAGAUGCAGUCAGCAGAAAGUUUAGUCACCCCUGGCUAUCAAGGACCUGAUCAAAGUGGAAGUGAAAGCAAAGAAACAUCAAAAGACCAAGACAGCUUUGAGCAUACUGAUCCCAAAGCUGGAGGAAGAGAACAGGAGGCAUCAAGGGGAAAAACAAGAGCAGGAACCCACAGCAUGCUGCUACUAGAUCGGACCAGCAAGCCUGUUCAGGAUUAUAGGAGCCAGGAGCAAACCAAAGGUCAAGGCAAGCCACAGGGUGGUGAAGGACAGACUGAUCUGGGUAGUGAAGAGGGAACAAUGGGAAAGUCUGGAAGAGCCACUCAAAGAGGCAAAUUCCAAAAUCAGCCUCAGAGGGUGCACCCGGAUAAAAGCAGAGUGACAUCUGGGGAAACCUCAGAGGGUAACGAUGGGAACCUGGCUAUGGUUCACAACAGUGAAGAAACCAGAGAAUACAGCAGCCCUGAAGCAUAGGCGUUUGAUUCCAGCAUCUUAUCUCCAGGCAGGACUGGAUGAAGACUUCUUUUUUCUUCAUUUUUUCUGAAACUCAUUAAUUUCUAAUGUCUCUUUUAACAAUGGAUGGCUUAAAGUAUCGUUGGUGCAUGCAAUUCAUCUGCUGUAAUUAUAUACACAGAGUUUUCCUAUGUUUUUCAGAGUUGCUUCUUUCCCAUGAGUCAGGAGCCUCCAUAGGUUGACUCAUCAGAAGCAGACAGGAUGAUUCAAACGCACCUAAUGCUGGGGAUUUCUUUAUUACCUUCAAAUAGAAGUUUUUUUCUCCCUGUUUUUGUAUUUUUAUCUAAAUCUGUGGUUUGUUUGAAUCCUGUUUUGGGAGUAAAUCAAGAAUGAGCUGCUUG